Molecule: messenger RNA, 1656 nt
Organism: Apaloderma vittatum (bar-tailed trogon)
Lineage: Eukaryota; Metazoa; Chordata; Aves; Trogoniformes; Trogonidae
Gene: BEND4
Product: BEN domain containing 4
Exons: 5
Coding region: 1-1380 (459 amino acids)
Molecular function (GO): DNA binding
Source: RefSeq, a predicted model, not a curated record
AUGCUCCUAAGUGGUUUUGGGCCACCCCGGUCCUUCCUGUGCCAGCGGGCUCUCUCUGCCUGGCCCUGGGGUCAGUCUCAUAGCCCAGCGCUGUGCCUGUGCUUGCCCUGCCCACCUCACAUCCCUGUUCUUACAGUGAAGUCCUCAGGAGAUAGAUGGCAUCCCUGGGUUUUGUGCUGGGGAGGUCUCCUGGGGCUGCGUUCAAGGCAGAACAUCUGCAUGCUGCUUCAGCCCUGCCCUCUUUGCGGAGAUCUGGAGGAUGAGAGUCGAAUGAUUCUGGAUGCCUUUGCCCAACAAUGCAGCCGGGUUCUAAGUCUCUUAAAUUGUGGUGGAAAACUGCUGGACAACAAUCACUCUCAGUCCAUGAUUUCUUGUAUAAAGCAAGAAAACCCAAAUUAUAGUGAAAGACAAGAGCAAUGUCAGCUUGGGAAAAUGGUCCAUAGUCAGACAUCAGACAUUUUAGACAUAGAGAUGCAGUAUAUGCAAAAGAAACAACAAACCUCAGCCUUUCUGAGAGUUUUUACCGAUUCCCUUCAGAACUAUUUGCUUUCUGGGAGCUUCCCUUCUCAGAACACCUCAUCAGUAAAUGAUUUUAGCCAUUUGGCAGAUGUGGAUCCACUUUCAACCUCUCCAGUACACACUUUAGGUGGAUGGACAUCUCCAGCAACAUCUGAAUCUCAUGGUCACCCAUCAUCUUCUACACUUCCAGAGGAGGAGGAGGAGGAGGAAGAAGAAGGUUACUGCCCUCGGUGUCAAGAACUAGAGCAGGAGGUAAUUUCAUUGCAACAAGAAAAUGAGGAACUUCGUAGAAAAUUGGAGAGCAUUCCAGUGCCCUGCCAGACUGUUUUAGAUUAUUUGAAGACUGUUCUUCAGCAUCACAACCAGCUUCUGGUACCACAGCCAGCAGACCAUCCGACUGAGGGGAGCAAGCAGUUGCUGAACAACUACCCUGUCUACAUCACUAGUAAACAGUGGGAUGAGGCUGUAAAUUCUUCCAAGAAAGAUGGACGACGGCUCCUUCGCUAUCUCAUCAGAUUUGUUUUCACAACCGAUGAGCUUAAGUACUCAUGCGGCCUUGGAAAAAGGAAAAGGUCAGUGCAGUCAGGAGAGACAGGUCCUGAAAGACGUCCUCUGGAUCCAGUAAAAGUAACAUGUCUCAGAGAGUUCAUUAGGAUGCAUUGUACCUCCAACCCGGACUGGUGGAUGCCAUCUGAAGAGCAAAUAAACAAGGUAUUCAGCGAUGCGGUAGGACACGCUCGUCAAGGGCGUGCGGUGGGGACUUUCCUUCACAAUGGGAACUCAUAUUACGACGGGACUGACCAUCCAGGGUCACAGGACGAAGUCUUCAAUAGAGGCAUGCAAGACGGGUCUGGCGAUUGAUGGCAGUGAGAAGAAAAAACCUCAUACAACAGUAGCAGCCACUUAAUUUAGGAGAGACUAUUUGUUAAACACACUUAACCCUGCUGUCAUUUAAGAGUCCAAAGCAUGUUUGAAUACAUACUGCAUACAUUUCAGCUUCUCUAUCCUACCAUGCCCCAGUUAACACAGAAAUCCAUUUUGAGAUCUGCUCUGUGGGACUUCUCAGUGCCUAUUAUUUGCAAAUCCUUCAUGGCACCCUGAAAAGGAAAUUGCAAUUCAUUUCACUUAGUUCUAGAG